AUGUCGUAUGGCACACUUUCCGGGACGGGAAUGUCCCUGCAGGACUAUCUAGUUCUUACGGCUGGCACAAUUGUUGUAUACGCAUUUACGCGAUGCAUCUACUUGUUUUGGUUUCAUCCAUUGGCGAAAUUCCCUGGGCCUAAGAUUGCUGCCAUAUCAAAUGUCUGGUACGGUUAUCAAUGGCUAUCCGGACGAUACCCAUGGGCCAUGCAAAGGGUGAUGGGCGAAUACGGAGAUGUAGUUCGCAUUGCACCAAAUGAACUCGUAUUCACCAGUCCCAAAGCAUAUACAGAUAUCUACACCAGUACCAUCAACAGCCGCCCAGCCUUCGUCAAGUCUGAUCUGUUGGAUACUGGCGACAAAUACGAAGGCCUUGCAUCAGAGCGUGACAUUGAUAGACACCAUGCUGCACGUAAGCAGCUGGCGCCUGCAUUCAGCCCCAAAGCGCUGAGGCAGUACGAGCCUGUAGUGCAUGCUCAUGUUGACGAGUUUGUUCGCAAACUCGAGUCUUCCCCUGCAAUGCAUGAGGGUGUGGAUAUCUCGCCGUGGUUUGAAAGAGCAACUUGUGAUCUUGGGGGUGCGAUUACACUGGGCCAUAGUUUCAACAAUGUGCAAAGUGGAAAAAAUCACCCUAUCCUCGAAUCUCUCUUGCGCAUCGGGCACUGGGGCACGUUUCGCAAUGUAAUGCGUCGCUUCCCCUGGCUUUACCCGUUAUCAUAUGUUCUACUUCCGCCAAAGGUCGCUCUGAGCUAUAUCCGAGCCCACCGAGUGAGCAAAACACUCAUCCGCGAACGGGUGGAGAAUCGCCACGAUCGGAAGCAAUUGGAUUACCUGUAUCAAUUCAUGAAAGACGAGACAGCACUCCCACCGGACGGUUUUCUCGUCGCCCAAGCAGGCCAUUUGAUUCUCGAUCAUUUCGAAUCAUCUAGUGUGCUCUCUGCUGGAUUUUACUUUUUAAUGACGAAUCCAGAGGCCAUGGGUAGGCUGCAGAUGGAAUUAAGGGGGACUUUCAAGGCCUUCGGCGAUAUCACCGAAGAUGGACUUAAGGAACUACCUUGGUUGAAUGCCAUCAUUGAGGAGAUUCUUCGUAUCCAUACCAAUGUCCCAUACGGUCUACCCAGAAUCAGUCCUGGGUACACAGUUGACGGACAUUACGUACCAAAAGGAACCGUGGUAUCAUCAUGCGCAUACGCAACAACACACUCCCCACAAUACUUCAACAGACCAUACGAAUUCGCACCCCAGCGCUGGCUCCCAUCCACUCAUCCAGAGUACGAUUCUGCCUUCGAUACAGAUGACAGAAGCGCAUUCCGGCCGUUCAGCGUCGGAUCUCGUAACUGUCUCGGGCAGGCGAUGGCGUACAUCGUGCUUCGGAUUAUCAUUGCCAAGUUGUGCUGGAGGUUUGAUUGGGAACUGGUGAAUAAAGACCAGGUGGAUUGGGAUCGGGACUUGAGGCUUUAUAUUAUCUGGCAGAAGCCGACGGUGCGUGCUCGUCUUACGCUGUUUGAGGGGUAGGUAUGAGGGUAUAUGGCUGGAGUGGGUAUAGUGCGAGGAUGGAUAUAUAAAGUAGUUCAAGUUGCUCACUGUAGAACUGUGCUAGGCGAUGAUACCAAGG
This is a messenger RNA of Aspergillus wentii DTO 134E9, 1615 nucleotides long. Its product is annotated as cytochrome P450. The coding region runs from base 1 to 1515 and encodes 504 amino acids. Gene Ontology annotation, molecular function: oxidoreductase activity, acting on paired donors, with incorporation or reduction of molecular oxygen; heme binding; monooxygenase activity. NCBI's taxonomy places the organism in Eukaryota, Fungi, Ascomycota, Eurotiomycetes, Eurotiales, Aspergillaceae. The record is from RefSeq and is a predicted model, not a curated record. The transcript has 8 exons.